Messenger RNA from Salmo salar (Atlantic salmon), 1157 nucleotides. It is a transcript of the gene snaa, whose product is annotated as Alpha-soluble NSF attachment protein. Lineage: Eukaryota; Metazoa; Chordata; Actinopteri; Salmoniformes; Salmonidae. Gene Ontology annotation, biological process: regulation of synaptic vesicle priming; synaptic transmission, glutamatergic; intracellular protein transport. Gene Ontology annotation, cellular component: terminal bouton; vacuolar membrane; synaptobrevin 2-SNAP-25-syntaxin-1a complex. The record is from RefSeq and is marked provisional. Gene Ontology annotation, molecular function: syntaxin binding; soluble NSF attachment protein activity.
AGAGCGUACUGUGUUCUGCAUUGAAUACCACGUACAAUUUCCAGAGCUAACGAAUAAUAAAUUGUUUUAAAAAUAUGGAUAAUUCUGGGAAAGAGAAGGAGGCUUUGGCUCUCAUCGCUGAGGCUGAUAAAAAGAUGAAAUCCUCACGAGGAUUUGGGGCGUUGUUCGGAGGUUCAUCCCGGAAAUAUGAGGAAGCGUGUGACAUGUAUGUGAGGGCAGCAAACAUGUUCAAAAUGGCUAAAAAUUGGAGUGCUGCUGGCAAUGCAUUCUCCCAAGCAGCGCACCUCCAUCUGCAGAUGGACAACAAACUUGAUGGAGCCAUCAAUUUACUUAAUGCAGGCAAUGCGUUCAAAAAAGCAGACCCACAAGAGGCCAUCAACUGCCUGAACCAAGCCAUUGAAAUUUACACAGACAUGGGCCGUUUCACCAUUGCAGCCAAACACCACAUAUCUAUUGCUGAGAUCUACGAGAGUGAGCUGUUAGACGUUGAUAAGGCCAUUGCUCACUAUGAACAGGCAGCAGAUUACUACAAAGGGGAGGAGUCAAACAGUGCUGCAAAUAAGUGCCUUUUGAAAGUGGCCACCUAUGCUGCCCAACUGGAACAGUACCAAAAAGCCAUUGAAAUUUAUGAACAGAUCGGAACAUAUGCAAUGGACAGCGUCCUGUUGAAGUAUGGUGCUAAAGAUCACUUCUUCAAAGCAGCUCUGUGUCACUUCUGUGUGGACAUGCUUAAUGCAAGGCUGUCUGUACAGAGAUAUGAGGAAAUGUUCCCAGCCUUCUCAGACGCUAGAGAAUGCAAACUGGUUAAGAAACUUCUAGAUGCAUAUGAGGAACAUGAUGUGGAUGCAUUCACUGAUGCGGUUAAAGACUUUGACUCCAUCUCAAGAUUGGAUCAGUGGAACACCACUAUGUUACUUCGGAUCAAGAAACAAAUACAGGAUGAUGAGAGCGACCUUCGCUAAUCCAUCAGAACACUCCCGGAAGUGUACCGCUAUAUAUCACGUCAAAUUCCUGAAUAACUUUCCAUUUUUCUCUCUGGCUGGUCUCAUCCUUUAAUCACAGGCAUUGAACCCUUUAAAUGAGUGUUUCCUGUCUAUCCACUUAUCAAUCUCUCAUGUGUUGUCAAGCAAUAAAGGUCCUGGCCCAGACCCAAAGAU